AAGCUCAGCCGCUAACAGUUCGUUUCGCGAUGUAUUGUGGAAUAGUGAAAUUCAUGAUAGGCAUGUCUAACUGGCAGCAGUGUUUGUGAUUCAUGCGCAUGGAGCGUAUCGUUGUGAAUGAUAUUUCGUGUACAGAGUAUCGAGUUAAGUAGGAUGGAAACUCGAGUUCUUACGAGCGAAAUUGCGCUAUGCCUCGAAAGACGCUGAAAACGUACCGACGAUCACGUUAACGUGUUCAAGGAUCGACGUGCGUUCGCGUUUAACACUAUUUCCUGAAAUCUGACAGAAUACGGUUUGUUGACAGGUGCGCGAUAUUUUCCUUUCCGUUUUGUUCUUCUCUUUUGUUUCACCUCUGUUCAACCACCUUACUUGUUUUCCUCUCACGUUCGAUUCCCCUUUACCCUUUCAACCCUUAAGCGCCUUAUCCCCCAUUUUCAUCUGCCGGGCAAAAAAAGAGAGCACCUCUUUUUCCCUCACCUCCCCCUCCAUCCUCUAUUGCGUUCGUUCGUCCGCUCGCUCGCUCGCUCGCUCUUUUCGAUUCUUCUCUCUGUCUCUUUCUCCAUGCCUCUCGUUUUCUCUCCCCCUCUUCGAAGCAUCGGCGUAUUUUUCUUUCUUUUAUUAAAUGUACACGAUAACAAGACAAUUUUCGGUUCUUUUGCACACCGUAAACGUGGAUGAGUGAUCGUAUUUUCGUGCGGUGGCCGAUCAUCGUCGGCCGUUCUGCCUCGUACGUGAACGUGAAUGCUCCCUACGUUUAACUGGUGUCAAUGUACACACGGUGUAACGUUAUCGUAGCAUCGACGGACAGAGAGCAUUUCUAAACAGGAUCCUCGUUCAGCUAGAAAAUUCGUCAUGAUGAAGAGCAGUGCUAUGCUUAAGAAAGAAACUAAGAUGCGUAUACGUGCUUUUCCGACUAAUAUGGACGAAAAGUACGUGGAAAGUAUUUGGGCUUUGUUAAAAAAUGCAAUACAGGAGAUUCAGAAGAAAAAUAAUUCGGGCCUUAGUUUCGAAGAACUUUAUCGGAAUGCUUAUACUAUGGUUCUUCACAAAUAUGGGGAACGUCUAUAUACAGGUUUAAAAGAAGUCGUAACACAUCAUCUCGAGAAUAAAGUACGAGAAGAUGUAUUAAGAUCGCUCCACAAUAAUUUUCUCCAAACGUUAAAUCAAGCUUGGAACGAUCAUCAAACAUCUAUGGUUAUGAUUAGAGAUAUUCUAAUGUAUAUGGAUAGAGUGUAUGUGCAACAAAACGAUGUAGACAAUGUGUAUAACUUGGGUCUUAUCAUAUUUAGAGAUCAGGUUGUCAGAUAUGGAUGCGUGAGAGAUCAUUUACGAGAAACUUUACUAGGUAUGGUAGCGAGAGAAAGAAGGGGGGAAGUAGUAGAUCGCAUCGCGAUAAAAAAUGCCUGCCAAAUGUUGAUGUUACUCGGUAUUAACAGUCGUCAAGUUUACGAAGAAGAUUUCGAAAGGCCUUUUUUACAACAAAGCGCUGAAUUUUAUAGGAUGGAAUCUCAAAAAUUUUUGGCUGAAAAUAGUGCGUCGGUAUAUAUAAAAAAAGUUGAAGCUAGAAUUUGCGAGGAAUCCGAAAGAGCAAAACAUUAUUUAGACGAAUCUACCGAACCUCGAAUAGUAGAAGUUGUAGAAGAAGAGCUAAUUAAAAUCCAUAUGAAAACUAUCGUCGAGAUGGAAAAUAGCGGUGUAGUGCAUAUGCUCAAAAAUCAGAAAACUGAAGAUCUUGGUUGCAUGUACAAAUUAUUUUCACGAGUUUCGGACGGAUUACGUACAGUAUGCGAUUGCGUCUCCCAAUUUCUCAAAGAACAAGGACGCGCUAUGAUUCAGGAAGAGCACGAUUCGACGACAAAUGCCGUUCUUUUCAUGCAGAAUUUAUUGGAUUUAAAAGAUCGUUUUGAUCACUUUCUUCACUACUCGUUUAAUAAUGAUAAGAACUACAAACUAAUGAUAGCUUCUGAUUUCGAAUACUUCCUCAAUUUAAAUACAAAGAGUCCAGAAUACCUUUCGAUCUUCAUCGACGACAAGCUCAAAAAGGGUGUUAAAGGGAUGACAGAGCAGGAAAUCGAAGGUAUCCUAGACAAAACCAUGGUUCUGUUUCGAUUUCUUCAAGAAAAGGACGUAUUCGAACGGUACUAUAAGCAACACUUAGCCAAACGUCUUCUCUUAAAUAAAUCCGUUUCUGACGACAGUGAGAAGAAUAUGAUAUCUAAACUUAAGACUGAAUGCGGAUGCCAGUUCACGUCGAAAUUAGAGGGAAUGUUCAAAGACAUAACAGUUAGUAAUACUAUUAUGGAUGAAUUUAAAGAUCAUGUCCUCACAUCCAAUACAAAUUUACAUGGCGUUGACAUAAGCGUAAGAGUUUUAACAACUGGUUUUUGGCCAACGCAAUCCGCAACUCCAAAGUGUAGCAUGCCGUCAGCCCCACGAGAUGCUUUCGACGCUUUCCGACGUUUCUAUCUCGCUAAACACAGUGGUCGGCAAUUAACAUUACAACCACAAUUAGGUUCUGCAGAUUUGAAUGCUGUAUUUCACGGGCCACGAAGAGAGGAAAGUACUUGCGGUGGCUUAGACACACCGUCCUCUUCGAGUUCUAUCGGUAAUGGAAGCGGUAGCACUAACGGUAGUUUGUUAAGCCAACGUAGCAGCAGUUGCGGAAACACAAGGAAACACAUAAUACAAGUCUCGACUUAUCAAAUGUGCGUGUUAAUGCUCUUUAACAAAAGAGAGAAAUUAACAUACGAGGAAAUUCAAGGUGAAACCGAUAUUCCAGAGAGAGACUUAGUUAGAGCGUUACAAUCUCUCGCGAUGGGCAAAGCUACUCAGAGAGUGUUACUAAAGCAUCCUCGUACAAAGGAAAUAGAACCUUCGCAUUAUUUCUGUGUCAAUGACAGUUUUACUAGCAAACUACACAGAGUAAAGAUUCAAACGGUAGCGGCGAAAGGUGAAUCGGAACCAGAAAGAAGAGAAACGCGUAAUAAAGUCGACGAAGACAGAAAGCAUGAAAUAGAAGCUGCUAUCGUUCGUAUUAUGAAAGAUCGGAAACGCAUGCCACAUAAUAUACUUGUAACAGAAGUAACGGAGCAAUUAAGAAGACGAUUCUUGCCUUCUCCCGUAAUAAUUAAAAAACGUAUCGAAGGUUUAAUCGAACGUGAAUAUUUGGCACGCACGCCAGACGAUAGAAAGGUGUAUACGUACGUUGCUUAAAGCUCGAAUUCAAAUAUUGGAUCUGUACAAACAUGUUUUGAUAAAAUAUUACCGUCUCGCGUUGAAUAAAAUUGUUACAUGUGCCACGUAUUAUACACAUUAAUCCUAGACAAAAUUUUAUUUGGUUCAAAACCUAAAAUUUAAAAUGGAAAUUUGCAAAAACAAAAUUGAUGAUGUUACAAAAUGAAUUGGUGUUAUAAAUCGAUAUUGAUUGCCUCGAAAUUCGAAGAAAUAGACAUAUUUUAUAAUUGACUAGUUUGGUGGAAAAGGUUGACGUGUUAAUCGAGAACUGUAAACUUUAUACUCUCAAGUUUAAAACGAAGAUUUAUAAGUAUGUUAUGUAACUUUGAUGAUAUCCUCUUCCCUGAAAUCACUUCAUCGCAUUUCACUCAUAACUGGUUAAAUUAACUGAGACUUGCGAAAAACACCGGCUAUAAUAGAAUAUUAUAAUUGAAAUUCAAUAGCGUUUGAUUCAAACCAAUGUUUCUCAAUGAUAAAUGAAAAGUAAGAUACGAUUGCUAAACACGAUUUCCACAUCGGUCUUAUUACGAUUAAGGACUUUUUCUACACUUGUAAAACUGUGAUUGUCUAUCGUAUAAAAACCACCUGGAUAUACCAUGAACUUCGCUAAAAUACUGGUUUUAUACCAUGACUUUAUUUACGUUUGUGGUUAUCUAUUAUGUGUGUACAUAAGCAGUGUGAAUGUAUAUCUAAGAAUAUAUUUGCCUCAUUUUCA
Hylaeus volcanicus is the source of this 3949-nucleotide messenger RNA. RefSeq names its product cullin-3 (gene Cul3). NCBI's taxonomy places the organism in Eukaryota, Metazoa, Arthropoda, Insecta, Hymenoptera, Colletidae. Gene Ontology annotation, molecular function: ubiquitin protein ligase binding. The record is from RefSeq and is a predicted model, not a curated record. The transcript is spliced from 14 exons. Bases 853 to 3213 code for a protein of 786 amino acids. Gene Ontology annotation, biological process: protein ubiquitination; ubiquitin-dependent protein catabolic process. Gene Ontology annotation, cellular component: Cul3-RING ubiquitin ligase complex.